UCGUUCUAUUGUUAUUAUCUAUCUUAUUUUGUUUCUAUUGAUUUACGUAGAUUGUGCUCUCCAUCCGAAGAAGGCACCAGAACUUAAUCAUUUGCAAAGAUAUUCAACUCAUCACAAUUACAUUAGGCUGGCGCCUAUUCUUAGGGCUAUAAGAGAUGGAGGUACUCAUAAACACUACCUGGCUCUUAUUAGUGGCCAUGGGAUUACUAAACCAAUGCCAGAACGCAGAUGGAAUCUUAUGGGUGGUCAAACCUGAUGCAUUCACUUACGGACCACAAGGGACUAACAUCAGCAUGCGAUGGAAUUAUAAACUGGAAACCAAUGAGGUGUUCCUGACUUCUGUAAUAAAUUAUAAAGGCGUUGACUUGGCAUCAAGGCACCCAGGUGAAAACAGCUAUGCCAAAUAUGUAGGGUAUCAGAGUAUCUCCUUUAGUAUCUCUGGAGCUGAAGAUGUUACCUUAACCAUCCAUAACGCCAAGGUAGUUAACAAUGGCAAGUUCUGUUGUGAAGUCGACUACAAAUCAAAUGAGGGAAAACUAAAGAAAGAAGAGUGUACCACGCUUUUUGCAUACGUGUUGCCAGUCAUCACCUCUCAAACKCCAGACGUGUCAUGUAAGCAACGGGAUGUAAUCAAGCUACAAUGCAAUGCUACAGGAUAUCCACAGCCAUCUGGCGUGUGGAUAUACAGACAAACCCACAAGACAAUUGCAAACUCCUUCACGACUUUACUAAACAUUGUUAACAAACAAUCAGAAGGCACCUACUGCUGUGAGGCGACAAACCGGUUUGGUAAACAAACUAAGUGUUCGUGGAUUAACGUAGUAGAAUAUGAGCCACAGAACACUACCUUGUCGUCCCAAACAUCAUACAUUAUUAAAAACAAGGGAUUUCAAGCACAAUGUGCUGCAGAAGCUAAUCCCGCGCCAUAUUACAUAUUCAAGCAAAAUAAUACGAAAAUGCAGAACUCAACUAAAGGUGUGUUUGUGAGUGGCACUUUAACUGGAGACGAAGCUGUUCAGGUCAGCUGUGUUCCAUGGAACAAAUACGGUUUGGGACCAGAAAGAAAGAUUGUUCUUCCAGUGGCCGAGAAGCCAAAGUUAAGGAAUAACCUGCGCACAAGUUACAACAUGACAGCCAAAACUAGCAUAACUCUUACAUGUAGAGCCACAGGAAACCCAGCACCAAAUAUUUCAUGGACUAAAGGAGAAAGUUCAGAAGUUGUCAGUGUCAAAGAAUAUUAUGAGGUCGACUAUGAGUGUUCCAACGAAACCCUCGUUUUCUAUUGCACUGCAAGUAAUAUUGCUGGUAGUGUAAGAAGUCCUCAAAUUAAAGUGCAAACUGACAGAUGCAUUAUUCCACGGGAUAAAAAGGUUUCACCUAUUUAUGAGCCACCUUCGUUUGCCAAUGAUCUGGUCACAAACUACAGCUUGACUACAAAUAGCAUAAAUAUCACCUGCAAUGCUACAGGGAUUCCAAAGCCAAGUAUCACAUGGACUAAAGGAGAGAGCAAUGAAGUUAUCAGCUCCAAWGAAUACUAUGAGGUUCCUUUAAAAAAUUAUGACAAAAGCAAGCUGGUCUUUUAUUGCCAUGCAAGCAAUGUCCUUGGGAAAGCAAGAAGCUCUGAAAUUCAAGUGCAUGUUAUGACAAAAGAUAAGGAUAUUGAAUAUUUAAAAGUUGGCCCUGACAGGAAAAAAUAUGAGAUUAUCGUUAUCACCGCUGUGUCACUAACUGUCGUCUUCUUGAUGGUCAUCGUGUUUGCGGUGAUUAUAAGAAUCUGCAAAACGGGAACUUCACGAAUUAAAGAACACAAAGAACCACCACACGUAGAGCAAGUAGACGCUGUACCAAUUAUCGUAAGUGGUAAGGUUGGAGAAGUAGUCCCUCAUCACGAAGGACCUGCACUACGCGACCAUUGAAGAGGUAGCGUACAAGGAGAAAAAGAAAAGCUUUUUUAAAAGAAAGAAAAAACCACCUGCAAAUGACGAAAAGGUUGAGAAGAAAGGUGGGGAUCCARUUUACGCUGUGGUGAAAAAAGAACCGCGUACAAAAGAAACAGUUUAGAUCGUUAUAAUGGCUGAGUACUGAUAUAUUUAACACUUCAUGCGGAAGAUUCGAUUUUUUGAUAAUGCUACUCGUAUGUAAAGAUAAUCAAAUUACGCUUUUGAUAGUUAGCAAAAAUAGCAAAAAUGAUUAAAAAAUCGGUCGAUAAUGAUGAGCAAKGUUGCUCAAUAUUAACAAACUAAGUUAAUCAGUUUUUUUAAUACUUUUAUGAAAUAACAACUACAUGUUCUUUGGGAAAAUGAGGAAAUGCAGUAGCAAGUUGGUAACAAGCUAUUGGUUCUUCCAAUAAAGAUAUAUUCAAAUUUACUACUCUAAUACUUAAUCAUUACUUCUUCUCACACCUAAACGGUGAGACGGUUAUCGACGUCAUCGCCAAAGCGUCUUGACAACUCGACAUCUGCCAUUGUUUURCUCACAUUGAUUGUUAGCUAGCAUAAUCGUCAGGCCGCUGGAAGGAAAUGCUUGCAGUUUUGUAAACARUUUAAAUGUAGAAUGUUUAAAAUAAAGUAGUUUCGAAGCUGUU
This is a messenger RNA of Actinia tenebrosa (Australian red waratah sea anemone), 2584 nucleotides long. RefSeq names its product neural cell adhesion molecule 1. The record is from RefSeq and is a predicted model, not a curated record. Gene Ontology annotation, biological process: cell-cell adhesion. Gene Ontology annotation, molecular function: cell adhesion molecule binding. NCBI's taxonomy places the organism in Eukaryota, Metazoa, Cnidaria, Anthozoa, Actiniaria, Actiniidae. Gene Ontology annotation, cellular component: cell-cell junction; plasma membrane.